Molecule: messenger RNA, 1142 nt
Organism: Symsagittifera roscoffensis
Lineage: Eukaryota; Metazoa; Xenacoelomorpha; Acoela; Convolutidae
Exons: 4
Coding region: 175-897 (240 amino acids)
Molecular function (GO): fatty-acyl-CoA binding
Source: RefSeq, a predicted model, not a curated record
GCUGCGUUGCAUUUGCUGGUUAGUCUGCAUGAAAUCACAGCAGUUCUAUCGUCUCUCGUUUACUGGCCUUGUUCAUUCAUAAGUUUAUUUUUAUCGCAUAAUACAGCGUUGAGUAUUGACAACCAAAUACUUUGCGAGCUAUUGAGAAGUGCGUGUUGUAUGUAAUUGGGAGGCAUGGCAAUGGGAAGAGGAGUCGCAACCGGAAAUGACGACCCGAACUCAGAUGAUGAGAAUGAACAUAACGAUCCAGACGAUUUCUUCAGAGAACGAAACGGAAAUGGCAAAGCGCCACCUAGAAGCGGCUCAAUUUCCUUUGCUUGGCCCGAAUCCUCCGACAUCCGACGAGAAUCGUCCGACUUCCGUCCGCACUCCUCCGACUUCAGAGCAGAAUGUUCGGACGGCAGACGAGAGUCCUCGUUAGAUUUCAGAAGAGGAUCCACAGCGACAUCUGGAAGUAGAACCGAGUCACGUGACCAGUACAGAGACCACGGCCCCGCAAUGAGUUCGGAGAAAAAAUUACACUACCAUUUGGAUGAAAUGCAAGCAGCUUUUCAAUACACCCCUUCAGAUGUUCAAGAGAAAUUUUUAAAGGCACAGAAGCGAAGUCAGAGGCUGCAGUCGACGCCUAACUUCCAGGAGCAGAUGAUUCUCUAUUCCCUACUACAACAGAGCACAUUGGGUGAUCCACCCCCAGUUGAUCACGAAGAAUUCUCAGAUAUUUUCGGAGCACCCAAAAGGGAAGCGUGGCUUCGUCUCAAAGGCAGACCAAAACAACAGACUAUGAAAGGGUACAUAUCAUACGUCGAAGAAUUAGGCAACAAAUACGGUUGGCUUCUAGACGGAGAGAAAAUAAGCGAGAGUCUAUUCGAUGCAAGUAUGCUCCAUUCUGCGUUCUAAAUGGCCGAAUGUUUGCUUGGACGAAUUAUUUUUCACACUCAAGAUAAAUUUGCUCGAGCUCUUUCGGAGAUUCUCUUUUUGUGCUUUGCGAUGAAUUAAAACAGGGUUUUGGAGCCGUUCAAAGAAAUUGUUCUCCAAACAUCGUUGUAAUGUGAAUUGAAUUUGCGCUGCAGUUUUCCUUAUUUGCACAAAAAUUGUGAAAAAUAUAUUUUAAUUUUAUUUUUUUUUCAAUGUAAAGUUGUCAG